Molecule: messenger RNA, 2283 nt
Organism: Achroia grisella
Lineage: Eukaryota; Metazoa; Arthropoda; Insecta; Lepidoptera; Pyralidae
Product: carbohydrate sulfotransferase 11
Exons: 4
Coding region: 240-1196 (318 amino acids)
Biological process (GO): carbohydrate biosynthetic process
Cellular component (GO): membrane
Molecular function (GO): sulfotransferase activity
Source: RefSeq, a predicted model, not a curated record
AGUUCAUGAUUUGUGUUUGAAAUAUACACCAAUAAUUUGUUUAGAAAAUAUAUAAAUUGCAAUUUGAGUUAAACAUAACAUAAAAUAAAUUUUAUAGCUCAAAGUCCUUAUAUAGAUUAUUUUUAAAUUUAUUUAUUUAUUUUGUUUAAUGACUUCGUGCCCCAAAUUAAAUAAAAAUGAGAAUUUUCUGAAAGUUUCAUUACUUUAUCGUUAGUGCAUGACACUAAUUUGUAUUAAAGAUGCACGUCUCAAAGUAUUAUCUUGUGUUGUUGAACAUUUUGUUUUGUGUGCGCGGCCAAAUUAGCGAUAUUAGUGAGAACGAUAUAGACAAUGAACACUCUUUAGAGUUGACCCAGUCCUUGAACUUGGCACGUCAAGAACUCAUUCAAGAUGCUUGCAAGCGGUUCCCUCCUAAAUAUGAUUUGGAUGAGCUGCCUGGUAACCAACUUGAACACAUUUUGAUUGAUGAUAAUCAUAAGUUACUCUAUUGUUAUGUGCCAAAGGUGGCAUGCACAAAUUGGAAGAGAAUCCUCAUGAUACUGGGCGAUAAAUGGAACAGCACAGAUGUGUUGUCAAUACCUGCCAGUGUGCCACAUACCCCUGGAAUGUUCCGGAACAUGAGCACAGUGAGCAAACCUGAAAGGGACUACAUGUUAGAAAACUACCAAAAGAUGAUCAUAGUUAGGAAUCCAUUUGAAAGGUUGCUGUCAGCAUAUAGAAAUAAGUUGGAGGGUGUAACACAAAGUGCUAGAUACUUCCAGACACGCGUCGGACGCCGUAUAAUAAAAGAGUUCCGCGAGAAUCCAUCGAAUGAGUCGCUAGAACUUGGCCAUGACGUGACGUUCAAAGAGUUCGCGCUGUUCCUCACGAACAGCUCCGAGGAGUUGGCGGACGUGGUCAACAAUGAACACUGGCAGCCCAUCACCAACCUGUGCCAUCCGUGCCUUAUAAAGUACACUCUAGUUGGUAAGUACGAGACGCUAUUGGAGGAUUCUCUUUUAGCUCUCAACACUAUCAACGCUGGAUCCAUCAGGUUCCCGCAGCUUACCCACACAUCAGGCACAUCUGACAAACUAUACAGGUACUUCUCUCAGCUGGACCUGCCUCUCAUCAGGAAACUGUACAAGUUGUACAUUAACGAUUACAGGAUAUUCGGCUACGAUCUAGAUAACAUAGUGGGGUUCGAUUUAGGUUAAUAUAAUUUUAUAAUCUUACCGGAUUUAUGCAUUUAUAUUUAUUUUUAUAAACGAAUUACAAUGUAGUAUAUCGUUUAGUCAGGUUUAAUAGUGCCAGUACUAAAUUUAAGGUGCAAUUAUUGUAAUAUAAUAGGUACAAGAAUGUUGUUUUAGUUGUCUUUUUAUAUAGAAAAUACAUGAGGUAGUAUUUGGCAUACAUUUAGUGUAAAAACUAAGAAACCGAUAAUUUCAAUUUAUUGUGUCGUUGUUAACGAUAACAAAAUAUAAAGUAAGCAAUUAAAGUUGUCAGAAUAAAGUAAUAAUUAUUAAACAUUAUUUUACUCAUACAUAUAGAAUCUAAAGGAAAAACAGAUCAAUUUUAUAAAAAUAAUAUAAAACGAUGAUCGAAGGUUUGUCGCAAAGUUGUUGCCCAAUAAUUAAUUUAACCUUUUUUAGUUUUAGUCAAUCGGAAAUAUACUUUUAUGGUGUAUCUCCAUUUUUUGUUUCGUUUAAUUAUACAUACUUAAACAACUGCCACAUGAUCAAGUAACAAAAUAUAUUUUGUAUAAUUAAUUUACAUAUAUAUCUUUAUUAUUUCAAAUAAAUUAAUCGUAUUAAGAUUACGAAUAUCAAAAGUUAAAUCCCUUAUACAAAGUACAUUUACUGUAUCAAGUAUUUAUUUAUGUUGUUUAUUAUGUUAUACAUUAGAUGCAUAAUGAUAGUCUUAUCAUGUAAUCAAAUAAUAAACAAAAUCAACCAUACACUGCCAGUACAAAAAUUAGUAUUGUUAGCAUUUUUUAUAAGAUGGUUUUCUUAAUAAUUUUGACGGCUUCCAUGGUAUAGCGGUUUAGCACAAUGCUUUACGUUCGAUGGACGCAGGUUCGAUUCCUCGCACGGUACAAACAUUUAUAUUCAUGAUUGUUUUCUAUGUAUAUUAUGUAUAUAUGUACAAAAAAAAGUAUUUAUAUCAGUUCUCUAGUACCCAUAACACUAACUGUGUUAAUUAUCCAGGCUUAUUUAUUUAUUUUAUUAUUUUCUAACAGUCCGGUAAACAGCAUAAACCUUUACACAAUUUCUUGUUUUGUAUAUUUAAGUAAAUUUUAUUUUU